Messenger RNA from Diachasma alloeum, 2373 nucleotides. Its product is annotated as poly(A)-specific ribonuclease PARN. The record is from RefSeq and is a predicted model, not a curated record. Gene Ontology annotation, cellular component: nucleus; cytoplasm. Gene Ontology annotation, molecular function: metal ion binding; poly(A)-specific ribonuclease activity; RNA binding. Gene Ontology annotation, biological process: nuclear-transcribed mRNA poly(A) tail shortening. The transcript has 10 exons. The coding region runs from base 133 to 1860 and encodes 575 amino acids. NCBI's taxonomy places the organism in Eukaryota, Metazoa, Arthropoda, Insecta, Hymenoptera, Braconidae.
UCAGUCAUUAUUCCCCCCUUCUCGGUUGUAUUUACGUUUUCUCCAAAUAAACAAUCGAACCGUUUGUUGUUUUUGGUUAAUAAAGCAUUGGGAAUGAUAUUGAGUUAAUAAUCCAGAUUUUUUGUGAUUAUUAUGGAGGUGACACGUGAAAAUUUCCAAGAGGUUCUUCAAGAACUUGAUCAUGUUCUCGGAAAAGCUACGUUCCUGACGAUCGAUGGAGAAUUCACUGGGCUGAAUUCUGGACCGGAGGCUAAGGCUUUCGAUACACCUGCUCAGUACUACCUGAAGUUGAGGUCCGGCUCCAUGGAUUUUCUACUUGUGCAGUUUGGACUCUCUGUGUUUACUCAUGAUACUGUAACGAACAAGUACAAUCAGAGGACGUACAACUUUUACGUUUUUCCACGUCCUUUGAACAGAACAGCUCCAGAUUGUCGCUUCAUGUGUCAAGCGUCGUGUAUAGCAUUUUUAGCUAGUCAGGGAUUUGAUUUUAACAAAUUAUUCACGAAGGGGAUUCCUUAUUUAGCGACGUCAGAGGAGGAGAAGUUGAUGAAACGAUAUGAAGAGAAGCAGAAGAUCAGGGAGGAGGGGCUGGAUAUGAUUCCGAUAUCGGAGGAAGACAAGCCUCAGAUCACAGAAAUAUGUCAGAGAAUCGAUGAAUUCCUCGAAUCUGAAGCAGAAGAGCUCCUGAUCGAACGAUGUAACGGCUACAUAAGGAGAUUAGCGCACCAAGAAGUCAGGCAAAGGUGGCCGAAGAAAAUUCGUCUGGAGAGCAGAGUGGAGGGAGGAUCUCAAAACUUGAUGGUGUACAAGAUGGGAUCGAAGGAAGAAGAAGAGAAGAAACAGAAGGAACGGCAGGAAAAGGAACGAAUGGAGAUGAAGGAAGCUGUUGGACUCAGUGCAUUACUCAGAAAAAUUGCAGACUCAGGAAAAUUGAUAGUUGGACACAAUAUGCUUCUGGAUCUCUGUCACAUAGUUCACCAGUUCUUCGGACCCCUUCCAGAGAGUUAUUCAGAGUUCAAAUCACUCAUCCAUGGGUUAUUUCCAAAAUUAAUAGAUACGAAGGUCUUUUCAUCUCUUCCACCAUUCAAAGACCUCAUUCCAUCAUCUAUACUCAAUCACAUGCUGGAUACAGUGAAGAAAGAUCCGUUCUCAAUCCCUGAAAUUACCUCGAUAGAAAACAGAAGCUAUAUGACGAAUCAAGAGGUUUACCACGAGGCUGGAUUCGACGCUUAUGUCACUGGAUUGUGUUUUGUGGCUAUGGCGAAUUAUCUGGGUUCUCAACAGAGUACAAAAGUAGACACUGUACUCCCAGAUUCAUCUUUGCUUGGUCCUUUUCUCAAUAAAUUACUGAUAUUGAGACUGAAGGACUUUCCUUACAUUAAUCUAGUGGGGCCAGAUCCAAAUCCCAGCAGAGAUCAUGUGUUCCAUGUGACAUUCCCGAAAAAUUGGAAGCUUAAUAAUUUAUCUCAAACUUUCAAUCCUUGGGGUGGUGUGUAUGUAUCCUGGCUAUCAGAUACAACAGCCUACGUGGGUUUAAAUCGUCGUGAACAGGCCCCCGGUCUCAGGAAGAAAGUCAAGAAAAACGGUCACCUCGGUGACUGUCAGAUUCAAACGUACACGAGGCAUCAGGCAUCAACCGAGUCAAUCAAAGAUAAUAAUACAGAGGUCGAUCGUAAACGGAAACAACCACCAACAGAGAGUUCUGCAGUGAAAAAGGACACUCCCCGAUCAGACGCUGAUGGUUGGGAGUUUACAUCAGGCAAACGAAGACGGAAGCGUGGUAAGGGUGCGGUCACGGAAAACGAGAAGGACGCAGAGCCAGGUGGAGAGAAACCAUUCGACGAGGCCUCUUGGGAGUAACACUGAAACACAAGACAAAUUGAAAACAAAAAUCAUCAACAACUGAAUGAUUAUUAGAUACUCUCAAUUUCAAUGAUUAAUAAAAGUGGACUCAACUCGAACGUACAAAUUUUUUUACUUAUACCACAAGUACGAUGAAUUGUCUAAUUACCAUGGAAAAAGUGCAAGCAACAUCUGAGUUUUGAAACUGAACUGAGUGAAUCUCUCAGCACUAGAGAUGUGAGUGACAAAAAUUACCUGUCAAAUGACCGUCAAGGACCACUGUCAUAUCGAUAAUUACCACGCCGAAAAUCUGACCAUAUGGUCAGAGAAAAAAAUGGCGAUUGGCCAUAAGCAUGAAAUGACCGAAUAAAUUUUGACCGUCAAUUUCCAUCUAUAUAGAUGAAAUUGUUGAAAAUUUUCAGCUGAAAUUUCCAGUACAUUUUUCGGAAUUUGCUAUCACGUUCAAGUUCUACUGAAAUUUCAAGGAAUUUUGUCAUUGAAAAUUCCGAAUUUUGGGAAAAAAUUCAUGAG